CCUAUCUGAGACGACUUUCUCUUCUUUACCUCGCUUAGUAGGAUUAUUGCAAUCUGUUCUUUCCAUUGUAGAUCGCACAAAAUUGUUAACACUAUUCUAAAUUACGGGCAUUAAUUUGGAAAAGUUUCGCGAAUCAAUCGUUUACUGUUUUAUGAUUAUUAACUUUCUGAAGGAAAUGUGAGGAUAAUUCAAAAAGUGCGCUUAUUGGACAGUUCUUUGUGGUAGGUAAUGCAAUCACGAACAGCUGAUGAAGUGUAAAAAAAGUUUUCAAAAUAAUGAAGCACAUUUGGAUUUUUUUGGUGGUGGUGUUUGCGGUGUACCAAUCAGAUCAACUCCUAAGUAAGACAGAAAAACAAAGGUAUGAUGGAUGGUUCAAUAACUUAGCGCAUCCCGAAUGGGGGUCUGUAGAUAGUCACCUCAUACGAAGAACUCCCGCUGCAUAUUCAGAUGGCGUUUACAUGCUAUCGGGCCAAGACCGCCCGAGUCCUCGCAAACUCAGCCGCCUAUUCAUGAAAGGUCUAGAUGGGUUAGGAUCUAUGAAGAAUAGAACAGCUCUCUUAGCUUUCUUUGGACAGUUAGUUACCUCUGAAAUAGUCAUGGCUAGCGAAAGCGGAUGUCCGAUCGAGAUGCAUCACAUUGAAAUCGAAAAAUGCGAUGAAAUGUACGAUAAAGAUUGCAGUGGCACCAAAUACAUUCCGUUUCAUAGAGCUAGUUACGAUAUGAAGACUGGACAGAGCCCAAAUAGUCCCAGAGAACAGCUGAACCAAGUUACCAGCUGGAUAGAUGGAAGUUUCAUUUACAGCACAAGUGAGCCUUGGGUGAACGCUAUGCGGUCUUUCGAAAAUGGUUCUUUUCUUACUGAUUCUACUGGAAAAAUGCCCGUGCACAAUCACAUGAGAGUUCCUUUAUUUAAUUAUCCAGUGCCACAUAUGAUGAAGACAUUAAGUACUGAAAGGCUAUUUUUAUUAGGAGAUGCUCGUACCAAUCAGAAUCCAGCUCUGCUGACAAUAAGCGUACUAUUUUUUCGAUGGCAUAAUGUUGUUGCCUCGAGAAUAAAGAAACACAAUCCAGAUUGGGGUGAGGAAGACGUGUUUCAGAAAGCACGAAGAAUAGUUAUAGCAACUCUGCAAAACGUUAUUGUUUACGAAUACAUACCAGCUUUCUUAGAGGAAAAGUUACCGCCAUAUAAAGGCUAUAAUCCUGACAUUCAUCCAGGCAUAACACAUGUAUUUCAAAGUGCAGCUUUUAGGUUUGGUCAUUCUCUUAUACCUCCCGGACUCUAUAGGAGAGACUCCAAAUGCAAUUUCAAGAAAACGCCUAUGGGAGAUAUCGCUUUAAGGUUGUGUUCAACUUGGUGGGACUCGAAUGACGUAUUGACCAACAACUCAGUUGAAGAACUUUUAAUGGGGAUGACCUCUCAGCUUGCAGAACGAGAAGAUUCUCUUCUUUGCUCAGAUGUACGAGAUAAAUUAUUUGGUCCCAUGGAAUUUUCCAGAAGAGACCUCGGGGCUAUUAACAUCAUGCGAGGUAGAGACAACGGAUUACCAGAUUAUAACACAGUAAGGGCGGCUUAUGGGCUGCCUAAAUUUAAAAACUGGACUGAUAUCAAUCCCGAAUUAUUCGAAGAGAGACCUGAAAUACUGCGAAUGCUUAUAUCUGCUUAUGAUAAUGACAUUAAUAAUAUCGAUGUAUAUAUUGGUGGUAUGCUGGAAAGUUACGGAAAACCUGGAAAAUUGUUCACAAAAGUAAUUUUGGAACAGUUCAUUCGGUUAAGAGAUUCCGAUAGAUUCUGGUUUGAAAAUGAAGAAAAUGGACUAUUUACUACAAAUGAAAUAGAAGAAAUUAGGAAGAUAACUUUAUACGAUAUAAUUAUUAACAGUACUAGUAUUCAUGAAAAUGCCAUACAAAAGAACGUUUUCUUCUGGAAAGAAGGUGAUCCCUGUCCCCAACCAAUGCAGCUCAACACGUCCCAGAUGGAGCCUUGUAAAGUCAUCACAGGUUACGACUAUUUUGAAGGAAAUGAGUUGGUGUACAUCUAUGCCUGCGUGUUCCUCGGCUUUGUCCCCAUCGUCUGUGCUGGCGCAGGAUACGGAGUGGUGAAGCUUCAGAACAGGAAGCGAAGACGUCUAAAGAUAAAACAAGAAGAGCUUCGGAACGGCGAUGUGAAGUUACCGGUAGAUACGAUGAUAGUAACGGAAUGGUUACACGCCAACCACAAACGAGUGGUCAAAGUCAGAUUCGGACCGGAUGCUGCUAUACACGUCUUGGAAAGAAAGGGAGAGAAGUUAAGAACGAUUAAUUUGAAGAAUGUAGAUAAUAUUGUUUUGGAAGAGUCGUUAAAUGUUACUUCGAAUAAAAAACCAAUAGUUUUAAUACACGUACCGAGGGAUUAUGACCUGGUGUUGGAGUUGGAGUCCGUAGCUUCGAAGAAGAAGUUUAUGAACAAACUAGAGCAUUUUCUUAAUUCCAAUAAGAAAACUCUGUUUUGUACUCAGAUAGUAAGAGAAGUGCUACUAGCGAAGGCAGAAACACGUCAAAGAAGGGAAAAGAAGCUGGAACAUUUCUUCCGCGAAGCUUACGCCUUAACGUUUGGCCUAAGACCUGGAGAAAGACGGAGAAGAUCUGAUUCUAACAUGGACGGAGAAGUGGUGACGGUGAUGAGAACGUCUUUGACCAAAAGCGAAUUUGCCAGUGCUCUUGGGAUGAAACCCGAUGCCGUAUUUGUUACCAAAAUGUUUAAUAUAGUUGAUAAAGAUAAAGAUGGUAGAAUAUCGUUUCAGGAGUUUUUAGAUACUGUGGUACUCUUCUCCAGAGGUGCUACAGAAGACAAGCUUCGUAUUAUCUUUGAUAUGUGUGACAACGAUAGAAAUGGAGUAAUAGAUAAAGAAGAGCUAUCAGAUAUGUUAAGGUCACUAGUAGAGAUAGCGAGAACGACAAGCUUGUCUGAUGAUCACGUCACGGAACUUAUAGAUGGGAUGUUUCAGGAUGCUGGUCUGGAAUAUAAAUAUUACCUUACAUAUAGUGAUUUUAAAGUAUUAAUGCAAGAAUACAAAGGCGAUUUUAUAGCGAUAGGUCUCGAUUGCAAAGGAGCGAAGCAAAAUUUCUUAGAUACUUCAACAAAUGUAGCCAGAAUGACCAGCUUUCACGUAGAGCCCAGCUUAGAAGAUAAGAAAAACUUUUUGAGGUUGAAGUGGGAUACUCUUGUCACCUUUUUGGAAGAAAACAGACAGAAUAUAUUUUACUUAUUUUUAUUUUAUGUAGUAACAAUUUUGUUAUUCGUUGAAAGGUUUAUACAUUAUUCCUUUAUGACUGAACAUGCAGACUUAAGACAUAUAAUGGGUGUUGGUAUCGCAAUAACGAGAGGGUCUGCGGCAUCCCUUUCAUUCUGCUAUUGUAUGCUGCUUCUAACUAUGUCCAGGAAUUUAAUAACAAAAUUAAAGGACUUUGCCAUUCAGCAGUAUAUCCCUCUGGAUGCAAAUAUACAGUUUCAUAAGAUAGCUGCAUGCACUGCUUUGUUCUUUUCGAUAUUACAUACAAUAGGGCAUAUUAUCAAUUUUUAUCACGUUUCCACCCAACCAGUUGAAAAUUUAAAGUGUCUGACCAGUGAAGUACGAUUUCCAUCUGAUUAUAAACCAGGAUUUACGUUUUGGCUGUUUCAAACCAUUACAGGUGUUACCGGGGUACUGUUAUUCAUCAUAAUGUGCAUAAUAAUAGUAUUCGCUCAUCCAACGAUAAGAAAAAAAGCAUAUAAAUUCUUUUGGUUUACUCAUAGCUUGUACAUUGUAUUCUACAUAUUAUGUUUAAUUCAUGGCUUAGCAAGACUUACUGGUGCACCAAGAUUUUGGCUGUUUUUCCUCGUUCCUGGUAUAAUAUUUACCCUUGAUAAGGUGGUGAGCUUAAGAACGCGGUAUAUUCCUCUGGAUGUCUUAGAAACUGAAUUGUUACCUUCAGAUGUGAUCAAGAUCAAAUUUUACAGACCACCCAAUUUAAAAUAUCUCUCAGGACAAUGGGUGAGGCUAGCAUGUACGGCAUUCAACUAUGAAUUUCAUUCUUUUACACUAACAUCUGCACCCCAUGAAAACUUUUUAUCCUGUCAUAUUAAAGCUCAAGGACCUUGGACAUGGAAACUUAGAAACUAUUUCGAUCCUUGUAACUAUAACCCCGAAGAUCAACCAAAAAUUUUACUCGAAGGCCCGUUUGGAGGAGGGAAUCAAGACUGGUAUAAAUUUGAAGUGGCUGUUAUGGUCGGAGGUGGUAUUGGAGUUACUCCGUAUGCAUCUAUUCUUAACGAUCUAGUAUUUGGAACGUCUACCAACAGAUACUCUGGCGUAGCGUGUAAAAAGGUAUAUUUUCUUUGGAUAUGUCCUUCUCAUAAACACUUUGAAUGGUUCAUAGAUGUAUUAAGAGAUGUAGAAAAGAAAGACGUUACCAAUGUUCUCGAAAUUCAUAUUUUUAUUACACAAUUUUUCCACAAGUUCGAUCUAAGAACAACAAUGUUGUACAUAUGUGAAAACCACUUCCAAAGACUUUCGAAAACGUCCAUUUUCACGGGAUUGAAAGCUGUUAAUCAUUUUGGGCGACCAGAUAUGACAUCUUUCUUAAAAUUCGUACAGAAACGUCAUAGUUACGUAAGCAAAAUCGGUGUAUUCAGCUGUGGGCCCAGACCUUUAACCAAAAGUGUGAUGUCUGCUUGUGAUGAAGUAAACAUAGGAAGAAAAUUACCAUACUUUAUUCAUCAUUUCGAAAAUUUCGGAUGAAUCUUUUAUUUUAAUUAAUUGCAUGUAAAUAUUGUGUAUGUGUAAUUGUUUUAUUUAUUCAAUAAAUUAUUUUUUAUUAUUCA
Messenger RNA from Diabrotica virgifera virgifera (western corn rootworm), 4840 nucleotides. Its product is annotated as dual oxidase. The transcript is spliced from 18 exons. The record is from RefSeq and is a predicted model, not a curated record. Gene Ontology annotation, molecular function: heme binding; peroxidase activity; calcium ion binding. Bases 276 to 4757 code for a protein of 1493 amino acids. Lineage: Eukaryota; Metazoa; Arthropoda; Insecta; Coleoptera; Chrysomelidae. Gene Ontology annotation, biological process: response to oxidative stress.